AAAAUGGCUCACAAUCAAUUUAAACCAAUUAAAUCUAUUGGAAAAGGAGCAUUUGGACAAGUUUUUCUUGCUGAAAAAUUGAAUAAUCCAAGGAUUAAAGUAGCAAUGAAGAAAAUCAAUAUUUUUGGAGCACCAAAAGAGUUCCUGGAACAAAUUCAACAGGAAUACUAUAUUCAAAAAAAUAUGAAACAUAAAAAUAUUGUUAAAAUGUAUGGAAUGAGUAUGGACACCGAAUUCUGUUACUUAUUCCAAGAAUUUGUAACAGGAGGAGAUUUAUUUGAAAAAAUCGAUUUUGAAAAUGGAAUGCCAGUGAAUCAGGUCAAAGGAUAUUUGAAACAGUUGAUGUCUGGACUCAAGUACAUCCAUGGAUGUGGAAUUGUUCAUCGGGAUAUUAAACCUGAUAAUCUAUUGAUUAAUAGUUCAGAUGCCCUGAAAAUCGCAGAUUUCGGACUUUCAACCCGAUUUAUUGUGGAUGACAAGGAGAUUCUGUUGCAUGAAAGAAUUGGAACUACACCAUUUAUGGCUCCAGAACUCUUUGCCAAAAAGAAGCAUCGUGGACCUCCAGUGGAUAUCUGGUCAGCUGGAAUUCUUGUUUUCUCGUUGUUAACUGGAAAUCUUCCUUGGGAUGAGCCAAAAGAAUCAGACAUUCUAUAUUCUCAAUGGAUGAAUAAUAAAACAUCUAAGAACUGUAUCUGGUACGGCCUUAGUACUCCAGUAGUGAGAUUCCUGAAGAAACUUCUGAAGGAAAAUGUUAAUGAAAGAGCAACAAUUGAGGAAAUUGAGUCAGAUCCAUGGCUUGAAGAUUUGGAAGAAGAAAGAGAGAAUUGCACCAAGUUCCCUACUUCCACACGUAGAAAAAGAAGUUUUCCAAAAAUCAGCAGAAGAAUCACUUGCUCCAGUAAUUCAGGACAAUCAUCUGAACAAAGUGGAUGUUCUGAAGGCCCAGCUGCAAAAAAGAUGAGAUCCGAUUCUUCAGAAUCUAGCUUCUAAAUUUAAUUUCAAAUUUAAAUUUUCUUUUUUCUAUUUUUGUGAUAUUUUCCCUAUUUUCAAUGUCUAAACGAUAUUUUUUCCAUUGAAUGUGUAUCUAAACGUUUCGGUGCCUUAUGGGGUUAUUCAAGUAGUGUCGGAAAAUUAAAAAGUGUAGAAAAAUUACGUCACAACUGUAUUAAAAUACAUAAAAACAUGUAUUUUAAUACAUUUGUGACGUCACAAAUGUAUUUAAAUACAUUUUGCUACAUUACUUGAAUUACCCCAUUAAUCUAGCAUUUUAUACUGAUUUUCCUAUUUUUCACGUUUUACCUGUUUCACUUGUCUUAUUUAGCUUUCGGAAUCGAAGUUGUAAAAUUAUUCGUUUUUCACAUCAGAUAAAGUAAUUUAAUUUAGAAU
This is a messenger RNA of Caenorhabditis elegans, 1386 nucleotides long. It is a transcript of the gene Y43D4A.6, whose product is annotated as non-specific serine/threonine protein kinase. Gene Ontology annotation, biological process: chromatin remodeling; DNA damage checkpoint signaling. Gene Ontology annotation, cellular component: nucleus. The transcript is spliced from 4 exons. The record is from RefSeq and is marked reviewed. Gene Ontology annotation, molecular function: kinase activity; ATP binding; protein serine/threonine kinase activity. Lineage: Eukaryota; Metazoa; Nematoda; Chromadorea; Rhabditida; Rhabditidae. Bases 4 to 990 code for a protein of 328 amino acids.